Molecule: messenger RNA, 1374 nt
Organism: Penicillium verhagenii
Lineage: Eukaryota; Fungi; Ascomycota; Eurotiomycetes; Eurotiales; Aspergillaceae
Product: putative MFS monocarboxylate transporter
Exons: 2
Coding region: 1-1374 (457 amino acids)
Biological process (GO): transmembrane transport
Cellular component (GO): fungal-type vacuole membrane
Molecular function (GO): transmembrane transporter activity
Source: RefSeq, a predicted model, not a curated record
AUGAAUCGCCCACUGGAGUCAAUGGUCAUAACAGAUCAUCAUGGCCCUGCAGGCAUCAGGGACCACUUACAACCAAUUGUGGUGGUGAUAUCAUCGACUGCACUCGUAUUCACAGGAUGUGGUAUCAACUUCGCCUUCGGUGUCUGGCAGGAACUCUACGACUCCAUGUCUAAACUCCCAAACACUCCAUUCACAGGAGCAACGCCAGCGCAAAUUGACCUGAUCGGUACACUGUCCAUCGCGCUCAUGACAAUUGGUGCUCCAUUCACGACCGCAUGGACAAAACAAUACUCACCCCGAGCAGUCAUUUGGAGCGGCGGAAUAAUCUACUCCCUCGCACUGAUCCUAGCGAGUUUCAGCCAAGCCCUUUGGCAAUUCAUUCUCACUCAAGGCCUCCUCCUGGGAAUAGGAACGUGCAUGGCAUAUAUGCCCUCCGUGACAGUGGCACCGACAUGGUUCUCGCGCCACCGAGGCUUAGCAAUGGGAAUUAUUCUCGCAGGAACAGGGUUCGGCGGCGUGGUGUGGCCACUCGCGUUCCGUUUACUCAUCGAACGGGUCGGAUUUCGCAAUACCCUCCGCAUCACAGCUUGUCUCUCCUUCGUCCUCAUUUCCAUCUCCGGUACUUUUAUGAAAUGGCCGGCUAGUCAGAUUGCACGUAUCGAGGCAGAGAAUUCUGUAACCAUACGGUCGGCCAAUUUCUUCCGCAUUCCUUUAGUCGACUGGCGUGUUGCACGUACCCGAAAAUUCGCGGCUCAUGCCUUGGGCGCUGCACUUCAGUCGGCUGCGUAUUAUACACCUGUCUUCUUCUUUUCGUCCUUUGCUCGUACUCUCGGAUACUCGACGGCGACGUCGGCAAACUUCAUCGCGAUUUCAAAUGCCGCAAAUGCCGUUGGGAAAAUCGUGAUUGGCUACGCUGCAGACCGAAUGGGCAGGCUGAAUACCUUGUUUCUGACAACUUUUCUUUCUGCGAUUGCCGUGCUAGCGCUGUGGCUUCCAGCAUCGCUAUCAAGCUCCCAGUCAAAUGGCAGUGUUUUAUUUAUCGUGUUCACUAUCGCCUACGGCAUAUUCGCAUCGGCCUAUGUGUCUUUGUUCCCGGCGAGCUUGGUAGAGUCAUUCGGGGUACAAAACUUUGUUUCUAUCAAUGGGGCUCUAUACAUGGUUCGAGGCUUUGCUACUCUUCUUGGUACGCCUAUCGCAGGAGUACUGAUUCGCAGUUCCCCACAUCAAACCGCUAGCCCUCGAAGUUAUGAGAACACCAGUAUUAUGGUCGGAGUACUGUUAGCAGCCGCCACAUUUGCAGUACUCUGGACCAGAUUCGAAGCUGUAUUUACUUUAGAGGGGGGACAAGGUCAUCGAAGAAAGUGGAUAAUGUAA